UGGAUUGUCAUUCAGCAGAGGAUUGAUGGCUCGCAGAGUUUCAAUCAGAUUUGGAAUGUUUACAAAUCAGGAUUUGGAUUAUACCACAAAAACUUCUGGUUGGGCUUGGAGAAGAUGCACCAAUUAACGACCUCGGCUGAUUACAGGUUGAGAUUUGAAAUUCUUAUCAGUGGUUCUUGGUUCUCUGAUGAAUAUGAUCAUUUCAAGAUUGGUUCGGAGAUAGAGAAGUACAUUGUCAACGUUUCCAAAUACAACGGAGAUAAGUGUGACAUUAUGAACCAUCCGGAUCCAAACUAUCGUCACAACGGCAUGAAUUUCUCCGCUCCAGAUCAGGAUAACGACCCAUACCCAAACUACCACUGUGCUAAAAGUCACGGAUCUGGAAACUGGUUCCAUUGUUGUUACUACCAACGAGUCAAUGGAAUUUUCGGUUCGUCUUUUGACUACUGUUACAAAGUAGCCACUUACUCAAGGAUGAUGAUCAAAAUUAAUUAA
Helobdella robusta is the source of this 495-nucleotide messenger RNA. RefSeq lists its product as hypothetical. The annotation marks the transcript as partial. Lineage: Eukaryota; Metazoa; Annelida; Clitellata; Rhynchobdellida; Glossiphoniidae. The transcript is spliced from 3 exons. The record is from RefSeq and is a predicted model, not a curated record.